Anopheles stephensi (Asian malaria mosquito) is the source of this 963-nucleotide messenger RNA. Its product is annotated as trypsin alpha-4-like. The coding region runs from base 45 to 875 and encodes 276 amino acids. Lineage: Eukaryota; Metazoa; Arthropoda; Insecta; Diptera; Culicidae. Gene Ontology annotation, molecular function: serine-type endopeptidase activity. The record is from RefSeq and is a predicted model, not a curated record. Gene Ontology annotation, biological process: proteolysis. The transcript has 4 exons.
ACUGGUAACACUUAUAGCAAACGGUUGGGUCCGUCGGUGCAGUGAUGAAGAUUGUUGUAGUAAUUUGUGCGGUGGCAGUUGCCGUGGUCAGUGCAAACAAUGUAGAAAGCAAGCGGUUCGACCGACGCAUGCUGCCGGAAGGUGCACAGCAGAUCGACGACCGUCAGGUGGCAGGUGUCGGUUCGCUGAAGAAGAUCGUCGGCGGAACGUCGGUAAGUAUCGAGACGCACUCGUACCAGUUGUCGCUGCGCAAUUACGACUACCACAUCUGCGGUGCAUCGAUCAUAUCGAGCGUCUGGUCGCUGACUGCUGCCCAUUGCCUGUACCCCAAUCCGGAUCCCAAAACAAUCUCGCUACGAGCUGGAGCCAGCAAUCAGUCGAUUGGUGGCCGUAUCUACAAUGCAUCCCAAAUCAUCAUUCACCCGAUGUACAACCCGAGCACGAUGGACAACGACGUGGCCGUGAUUCGUGUGGAUUCUUACUUCAUUGGACCUAACAUGGGCUUUAUUGGAUUGGUCCCGCUGGGCUAUGAGCCAAUGGCUGGAGUUCGCGCUAUCGUUACCGGAUGGGGUCGUCAGAGCGAUGAGGCGAAGCAGUCGACGACACUGGCCGGAGUGGAAAUUCCCAUCGUAGAUAAGGAGGAGUGCAUGGAACAGUGGAGCGGCGUUCAGGUGACACCACAAAUGAUCUGUGCCGGAGAGUUUGGCAAGGACUCGUGUAACGGUGAUAGUGGCGGUCCGCUUGUUUCCGGUGGCCGUCAGAUCGGAAUCGUGUCGUGGGGAUCGACUAAAUGUGGUGGCCCGCUAGCUGCUAUCUACACCAACCUGGGCAACGCGGCCAUUCGCACCUUUAUCAGCUCGACGACGGGCAUCUGAGAUUGAUGAUGGUGUGUGUAUGAACGAAACGAGCAAAAUAAAUGUGUCGCCGCAUUGAAUAACCAUUAUCAGUGGUUGAUGCACAAAC